Messenger RNA from Zingiber officinale, 4309 nucleotides. Its product is annotated as putative tRNA (cytidine(32)/guanosine(34)-2'-O)-methyltransferase. NCBI's taxonomy places the organism in Eukaryota, Viridiplantae, Streptophyta, Magnoliopsida, Zingiberales, Zingiberaceae. The transcript is spliced from 13 exons. The record is from RefSeq and is a predicted model, not a curated record. Gene Ontology annotation, molecular function: tRNA methyltransferase activity. Gene Ontology annotation, biological process: tRNA methylation; cytoplasmic translation. Gene Ontology annotation, cellular component: cytoplasm. The coding region runs from base 3146 to 4258 and encodes 370 amino acids.
CGGUGGUCGCCGCCCGUGUCUUUUCUUCAGCGAUUCCUAGGCCAGCGGAGAUCAGAUAGACGCUUUUGUUUAGCGAAGCCAUGGGAAAAGCUUCCAAGGACAAGCGGGAUAUUUAUUACCGGAAAGCGAAAGAGGAGGGGUGGCGUGCGCGGAGUGCUUUCAAGCUUCUCCAAAUCGAUGAGGAAUUCAACAUCUUCGAAGUAAGGUGGGGCCUGCUCGGCAGGAGGUCAAAGUGGCCAACAUCCGGGGUAGGCGUCCGAUCGGGCGAGCUACCUUCCCGAUCAGCAGGAAGAGUAGCCGGUCCGACACUUCGAUAGCUCGGUCUAACGCCGAGCUUCCGACGCUCAUAAGGCAAAGUAGGAAGAGACGAAGGCCGAGCGGCCAUCCCGCUCGGCUAAGCAAUGGACGCGGCUUCGACCCGGCAGGCAUGACUCCCUCGCUCGACAGGGUGGAGCCGAACAAUAGCUCAUUGGCCGAGCGGAUGCUCGGCCCUGCCGUUGCAUCACCUGAACAGCAGACUGGCCGAGCGGCUCUCCCGCUCGGCCCAAUAGCAGACAAAGGGAGCAGUUGACAAUAUCUUCCUAGGGACCAGUGUCAUCGACAGUCGGCAUGAUCAACGGCAUGGUCAGGCAGAGGAUCGUACGGUGGAAGCUUCCACUAUCACAUCAGGGAUAUGCUUGGUCUGUUCAGGUAUGGCAUCAGAUACGUUUUUUUGACACAACAUUUCCAGGUAUGCUUUGGGAAACGGGCGCGCCUCGAGAAGCGUGCAUGCGCAUCCUGGGAGCUCUAUAUAAGAAGCCCUAAAGCUUCAUCAGAGGUAUGUUUGUGACUACUGUUGCUACAGUUUGGCUGCUCCUUUACUUCACUCGCUUGCCGCUGGUAAUUGACUUGAGCGUCGGAGGGUUAUCGCCGGGGAACCCCUCUUUGACUCGGCGCUAACGACUCUGUGGUUGCAGGCUCAAAUCGUCGGAGGUCCGCAUCGCCUUCAGGCUACAUCCAGUCAACGCUCAAUUCGUCGGAGGUCCACGUCAUCAUCAGUCGACGCCCAGUCAACGUGAACGCCACCUCCCCAGCGUCCGUCGACUCAUUCUUGGACAGGAUCAAAUUUGACGCCGUCUGUGGGAACACACUUGAAUCCGAGCUGAAGAGAUGGAAGAAGCUGGACAUCAGCACACGGUGACACUCUCUCAGGAAGAACUCGACACGCUCAUCCAGGCGAAAGCAGCCAAGAUAGUAGAACAGCAACAGAAGGCGUUAGCCGAUCGGCUAGCGCAACAAGCAACAUCGUCGUCUGGAGGCCGACCGACGCAGAAAGUUCGAUCGGAGCAGCUUUCUAUUUGGGGUCAAAACAAGGGACCGACUGGCACUCAAGUAGAAGAGCUACCCGCCCCGAUACCAUUUCAUCGCGCUCUUUUUUUUUCCAAGAUUGCGCAAGCCAAUCGAUACUGGUCUUCAUCAGACGAAGCUCUCGUGCGGGACGCGAGAAAAGGCAAAGUGUCCCAAGCUGAAUCAUCCCCCGAGCGGAUUAACCGCCAAUUCGCCGAGGCGAUUCUGCAAGGCACUACGCUCCAUUGUCAAUCGGAGAGUAUAAUGGAACAACCGACCCGGACGAUCAUCUGGGUAAGUUCGACAACGCCGCCACUCUUCAUCAAUACACAGAUGGAGUCAAGUGCCGAGUCUUCCUCACUACAUUAUCCGGCUCGGCACAACGUUGGUUUCGGAGAUUGCCAGACGGGUCGAUUCAGAGCUUCAAGGGCUUCCGAACGGCCUUCCUCCACCACUUCGCCAGUAGCAGGCGCUAUCAGAAGGCUAGCGUUAGUCUGUUCUCUAUGAAGCAAGGGCCGAGAGAGACUCUGCGGGCCUACAUUCAACGCUUCAACCAAGCAGCCAUGGACAUCCCCGCGGUCUCGUUUGAAACCAUGAUGCAUGCCUUCGCCCAAGGGCUCGUUGACGGGGACUUCUUCCGCUCGCUCAUCAGAAAGCCACCUCGCGACUACGACCAUAUGCUGAAGAAGGCCAGCGAAUAUAUCAACAUAGAGGAAGCUCAGGCGGCCCGAAGGAAAGAAGCACCGUCAGAACCUUCGGUGCACACCGAGCGGAGGCCGCCGAUGAGCCAUCAACCACCAAGGGGGCCGCGGGCAGAGGGAGCACGACCGCACCACGAAUCGAGGCCACACGCCGUUUAGCACGUGGCUUCCGAGCGACCUAGACAAAAGGGAAAGGUAUGAACUCCAAUGUUCUGUUACUUUCACCAAUCAGCAAACCACAAUACCCGUGAUUGUCGCGAAUAUAUCCCGGUAGCUCACCCAACUCCCAGAGGCUACCGAUGCCGAUCUCCUUCGCCCGAUCGGCAACAUGGGCGUCAAGGCGCCGAACGACGAGAGGAGGUUAGACGAUCACCCGAGCGGCAACAUCGCCAGCAACUAAGGAAUAGCGACUGAUCCUGUCCGAACGCUGAAUCGAUGGACGCUGGGCACGUAGCGCUCUCCCAACCGAUGACGUGGCUCUCUGACUGACCGUAUGGAGCUCCGGCGAACCUGUAAAGAAGUCGAGCCGGGAAGGGGUUUCCGGCGACGACCCUCCGACGCUCAAGUCAGAUUAUGUGAUCCGGUGGUAAAGUGGGGUCUGCCCGGCAGGAGGUCAAAGUGGUCAACAUCCAGGGUAGGCAUCCGAUCGGGCGAGCUACCUUCCCGAUCAGCAAGAAGAGUAGCCGGUCCGACACUUCGACAGCUCGGUCUAAUGCCGAGCUUCCGACGCUCAUAAGGCAAAGCAGGAAGAGACGAAGGCCGAGCGACCAUCCCGCUCGGCUAAGCAAUGGACGCGGCUUCGACCCGGCAGGCAUGGCUCCCUCGCUCGACAGGGUGGAGCCGAACAACAUCUCAUUGGUCGAGCUGAUGCUCGGCUCUGCCGUCGCAUCACUUGAACGACAGACUGGCCGAGCGGCUCUCCCGCUCGGCCCAAUAGCAGACAAAGGGAGCAGUUGACAAUAUCUUCCUAGGGACCAGUGUCAUCGACAGUCGGCAUGAUCAACGGCAUGGUCAGGUAGAGGAUCGUACGAUGGAAGCUUCCACUGUCAUAUCAGAGAUAUGCUUGGUUUGUUCAGGUAUGGCGUCAGACAUACUUUUCUGACACGACCUUUCCAGGUAUGCUUUGGGAAGCGGGCAUGCCUCGAGAAGCAUGUGUGCGCCUCCUGGGAGCUCUAUAUAAGAAGUCCCAAAGCUUCAUCGGAGGCUCAGAUCGUCGGAGGUCCGCAUCGCCUUUAGGCUACAUCCGGUCAACGCUCAGUUCGUCGGAGGUUCACGUCAUCAUCAGUCGACGCCCACCCAGUCAACGUGAACGCCACCUCCCCAGCGUCCGUCGACUCAUUCUCGGACAGGAUCAUCAUGUUUUUAGGAUUCUUCCUAUAAUCAUACUUCUUGGAGUAAAACGUGUAGUUGAUCUCUGUGCAGCUCCUGGUAGCUGGAGUCAGGUCUUGAGUCGCAAAUUGUAUGUUCCAGCAAAGUUGUCAUCAGCUUCUAGGGAUGCUGAUCUUCCACUUAUUGUUGCAAUCGAUUUGCAGCCUAUGGCUCCUAUUGAGGGUGUUAUUCAAGUGCAGGGUGAUAUCACUAAUGCUCGAACUGCAGAAGUGGUAAUCCGACAUUUCGAUGGGUGCAAAGCCGAUUUAGUUGUCUGUGAUGGUGCUCCAGAUGUUACUGGCCUACAUGAUAUGGAUGAAUUUGUUCAGUCUCAACUUAUAUUGGCAGCUCUAACAAUUGUUACUCACGUGCUUCGAGUAGGUGGAAAGUUCAUUGCAAAAAUAUUCCGGGGUAAAGAUACAAGCCUUCUGUACUGCCAACUGAAACUAUUUUUUUCCCAGGUUACAUUUGCAAAGCCCAAAAGUAGUCGUAACUCAAGCAUAGAGGCAUUUGCUGUUUGUGAGAAUUAUUCACCUCCUCAAGGUUUUAAUGAGAGAGAUUUAUAUCACCUUCUGGAAAAAGUUGGCACUCCCUCUGGCGUUGAUGAUUUAGAUUGCCGAAGUGGGUGGUUAGAGGGACCAAACAAGAUUUACAUUCCAUUUUUAGCAUGUGGAGACCUCAAUGGCUAUGAUUCAGAUCGUUCCUACCCACUCCCAAGUUCUUCAGAGGGUCGCUUAUACAAGAGUUUGGAUCCCGUGCAGCCUCCCAUUGCUCCACCCUAUAAAACAGCACUAGAACUGAAGAAAGCUUCGAGUCACGGGAUUGUCGACAUUGAAAAGCUAUCUUUGAAUUCAGAUUUGUAAAACACUGAAUAAUUUAAGUAGAUUCGGUUAUAUCUAUUAUAGUUUCCUCAA